Ostrinia furnacalis (Asian corn borer) is the source of this 4995-nucleotide messenger RNA. RefSeq names its product Sequence-specific single-stranded DNA-binding protein (gene Ssdp). Gene Ontology annotation, molecular function: single-stranded DNA binding; protein binding. NCBI's taxonomy places the organism in Eukaryota, Metazoa, Arthropoda, Insecta, Lepidoptera, Crambidae. Gene Ontology annotation, biological process: positive regulation of transcription by RNA polymerase II. The transcript has 7 exons. The record is from RefSeq and is a predicted model, not a curated record. Bases 133 to 1413 code for a protein of 426 amino acids. Gene Ontology annotation, cellular component: nucleus.
ACUCAUUUCUCUAUGCCACAGACGCCAAAUGUCGCCAUCGAUCAAUGACAUUUUGUGAAGUUGAAUUUAUUGAUAUAAAGCGUUAAUGUAAAUAAUAAACAAUUUUAUCAUAAAAGUCGGCUUCCAGUCGAUAUGUAUGCCAAGGGCAAAGGCUCUACGGUGCCUUCGGACGCUCAGGCUCGUGAAAAGUUGGCGCUGUAUGUGUAUGAGUACCUGCUUCAUGUCGGCGCCACCAAAGCCGCACAGACGUUCCUCUCAGAAAUCCGAUGGGAGAAGAAUAUAACGCUCGGGGAGCCGCCAGGGUUCCUACAUUCGUGGUGGUGUGUAUUCUGGGACCUGUACUGUGCGGCUCCCGAGCGUAGAGAUACGUGCGAACACUCAUCAGAAGCAAAAGCAUUUCACGACUACGGCUUUGUCAAUUCUGGCUAUGGAGUCAACGGAAUCGGUCACAACGCAGGCCCUGCGCCUCCGAACGACGGCAUGGGCGGCGGCGGAAUGCCGCCCGGUUUCUUCCCGAACUCGCCGCUGCGGCCGUCGCCGCCGGCGCCGCAUCCGGGCUCGCAGCCGUCGCCGCACGGGCCGCAGCCGCAGCUCAUGGGCACCGGCCAGCCGUUCAUAGGCCCGUGGUACUCCGGCGGCGGCCCGAGGGGCGCCGUGCGGAUGGGAAUGGGCAACGAUUUUAAUGGACCUCCAGGUCAAGGCAUGAUGGGCAACUCGAUGGAGCGCGGCGGCGGCGCCGGCUCCGCGGGGCUGCUGGGCGGGCCGCGCAUGACGCCGCCGCGCCCCGGCAUCGGGCCCAUGAGCCCCGGGGCCUACGCCGCGGGCAUGCGCGGCCCUCCGCCGCAGGGACCAGGUAUGCCACCGAUGGGAAUGGGACCCCGUGGCGCGUGGGCCGGCGGCAGCGGCGCCGGCGGGGGCGGAGGCUCCGCGCCCCUCAACUACAGCGGGGGCUCCCCGGGCGCCUACGGGGCCCCGCCCGGCAGUAACGGGCCCCCCGGUCCGCCCACACCGAUCAUGCCGAGCCCGCAAGACUCUUCGAACUCUGGCGGCGACAACAUGUACACGCUGAUGAAGCCGGUGGGCGCGGGCGCGCUCGGCGCCGAGUUCCCGCUCGCCGGCGAGCACGGCCCGCAGCCGCCGCAUCUGCCUCAGCCGCCGGCCAGUGAAGGAUUAGGAGGUGUGGACGGCAUGAAGUCUUCCCCGGGCGGCGUGGGGGGCGGAGGCCCCGGGACUCCCAGGGAAGACUCCGGAUCAGGAAUGGGUGACUACAACAGUUUAAGUUUCGGCGGCCCAGGCGGAGAUCAAAACGACCAGACCGAGUCGGCGGCCAUCUUGAAAAUCAAAGAGAGCAUGCAAGAGGAGGCGAAACGAUUCGAGAAAGACCCAGACCAUCCGGACUACUUCAUGCAGUGAAUCGCGCGAUGGUCGGCCGCCAGCUCGCCAAGAAAAUGAUAUCAAUUUUUUUCGGUAUCAUUUUUGUUGCCGAAAAAAUUGGUACCAAUUUUUUUCGGUAUCGAAAUUCGUCUAGCAAAGUAUUUUGGUGAUCUCAAAAUUUGUUUUUGGCGGGUUGGCGCCGCCUCGCGUUAUGUUUUCCAACGAUCUGAAGAGGAUUUAUUUUAAACUUUUUUUUGUAAUAGAAAUUCUUUGACUUUUUUCGCACGUUAUUUAUUGUUUAGAGACACUUAUAGUUUUCGCGCAUUCUUCCUCUGGUGUGUUUGUGACUCUUUGGACAGUUUAAAAAGCUUAUUUUCAAAAUUAUGUGCCAAUCAAAUUGAAGUUCCUUUAAAUCAUAUGUAUCAUUAGUGUAAUCAUGCUUAGAUUAAUAAUAAACAAAAUAGGUUUAAAUCUGUAAUGAAACAUCUUAAAUGAUCAAGCAGUUGAACGUCAGUCAAACGUUGUGUUGUUGAACAAAUCAGUGCAAUUUAGUUCUGAUAAAUCAAGUCUGAUAUCAAGAAAUGGAGUCCCAUCGCAUUUCUUAAUUUCUAUCAAAUAAAAAACUAUCAUCUUACUUUAAUUUAGAGCUGAUCUGCACUGUUAAAGGACUUACAGCCUUACUAAAGACUGUCGAUUCGACAGUUUAAUUCUGUUGUUCAAAUACAUUCAAAAGUUUUACAGCCGGACUGUUUUAGAUCAAAUGUAGGCUGCCUGAGUAUUACAAAACAGCUAUCAAAAUACAAUCUCAGACAUAGAUUCAGACCUUUUAUUGGUCUAAAUAUUGAAAUUCAAUCAGAAGGGUCAAUCUAUGAUUGAAAUUUGGAGUUUUGAGCGUCUUUGUAAUACGCACCUAAGUGAUACUUAGCCUACUGAAAUCUACGUUAAAAAACUGUCGAAAUUAGUGGCAAUUGUGUUCUGUCAGUCUAACUCGUUCAAUUUAGAGCAGUCAAACUGUAUAAAUUUGCUUUCGCCUUAAUUUAACGCUUUCUCCCUGGUGUGUGGCUGCAAAGUUUGACAGCUCCAAAUUGUUGUAUGUUCAAGUUUCUUUUAGUUAGACUGGUGUGACAUAAUUGCCACCAAUGACAGUCUUCUGAAGCUGUGAGCAUCACUACAGUCAUGACAUUUGACAGCUGACAGCUUGAUGAAAAAUACCAGCGCAUUGCAGAGUUAUUCCCGGGUAUCUACUUAACAUUAAUAUUAUUUUUCUCGCUUAUUCAUGUAUUUAUUUCUUUUCUUCUGUCUCAAGAGUCAAAACAAAGCCUUUGCACAUAGUUGAGAUAAAAAGAGAAACUUAAUUAGUGAUAUUCUAUGUAUUAUCUAUAAUAUUUAGUUAUUUAGAUUUUUUUAAUCGAAUAAAGUAUGUAUGUAUUGAUAUUACAUAAGCACUGAGGUUAUUUGACGUCUGCACGUCUUUAAAACGUGGUUUCAAAGCUAGACAUAAAGAUUAUGUGGACUGUAGCAUGGUAUACUACACUGACGGUGAAAAAACUUUUAAAAAAAAUCUGUCGCUUUAAAUCAACAGAUUGUAAAAAAUGAUCUGUCAUAUUUAGUAAAAAAGCACAACAAGAUAAAUGAAAUUGAACUUUAUUAUAAUCAAUGUUUUUAAUGGAUUAUAUUAUGCAAUAUUACUUAUUAAUUAUUAUACUUUUUAUGAAUUAUACGUUAAAAUCUAAUGGUUUUCAUUUUAAUGAAAAAUAUUAUUUAUACAAUACUGUACAAAUAUUUAAUUAAAUUUGAAAAUCCUUAGGCAUUGACCCUACCUCUGGUAGAAGUUAUACAAUUUUAAAAAUACAUUUUAAUGAGUUUUAAAAUAUAAACUACGCGUUCGUGCUACAGUUCAAAUAAGUAUAAUUUAAGUAUACGCACUACAUUGUACUGCGUUCAUAGUAAUAAUCACAUCAACAAAUAAAACUUUCUUCCUCGUAACUUUUCGUUAAAUAAAUUAUUUAGCGUUAACAUAUUGUUUUAAGUUCUUAAUGUUCCUAGAUUAUGUAUUUUUUGUAUUCUUAAGAUCUUCUUGGGAUAUUUCGGUGCGUCUGUGUUGGAUGUAUCGGCGUUGUUGUUUGAAUCACUGAACCACUUUCACCGCUUGCUGAUCAAGUCCCUGUUAGCCUGCAAUCUGUAAGGAUAUCUGUCAGAUAAACUACAACAUUUGGUUUAACAUAUUUAUAUUUGUUAGAAAAAAUCACCAUAACCAGCAGCCUCUAUUUUUAGAUAGCGUUAUCUGUCAGAUAACUGUCUGAAACUUGAUCAAGAAACGGUGAAACUGACCAUAAAACAAAUGCAAUGUGAAGUGACUUUUAUUAAUUUGACAUAAUACUUAGACGUGAGCAGUUAACGGAAUUAAGGCAACAUUUUUAGUAUUGCAAAUAGUGUCGAGUUUAUGUUGUACAGUGAAGGCGAUAAAGCUAAGCAAAAAAGUGGUAAAUAAUCCAAGUAAUACAACUUAUAAGAUAUGAAAUAACUUAAUCCAUUUCAAUAUUUGGGAAAUUUUAUUAAAAACAUGUCACCGGAUUUAUUUUAAAUUGUAAAAAGCAUCACUUUGAAUAUCACAAUAUUAAUCCAUUACUUACUUGGUUUUUGUUUUUUUCUUGUUCGAUUUGAUGACAUUAGAAUUUUUGGUGCAGUUUAAAAAAAGUGAUCUAAACAACAAUGUCGGCUUAUGGUCAAGUCUCUGAUUUAAUUAAAGUUUUGAUGCGCGAUUGAAUUUUAUAUUUGAACAAAAAAAAACUUUCAAAAAAUUGGUAUCAAAUAAAAUUCCUCUCGCACCAGAACAAGCAUUUAUUCAUGUUAUAUAAAUUAUGGAUUUUACGAUAUUUCUCACGCGAUAAACAGCAUUAUCUAGAUGUAAUAUGACGCUUAGGCAAUUAGCUCAAAAAUGUGUUCAACGUCGAUACCGGAAAUUUUUAAAUUUUUUGUUCUUGCCUGAACACAUUUUUGAGCACUAAGCUUCGAGAUUUUGGGUGGAAAUUUUUAUGGAAAUUUUAUACCAUGAGAUAGUGAUGUGUUGUAAUAGUUUUUUUUUUUCACUCUCUUCAUUGAUGUAGCAUAGGAUUAUAUUUUUCUUGGGGUGUAUGGAAAUCUGUAUAAAUUAGAAUAUUUCAUAGAUUUGGAGAGGUAGAUUUUAAGUUUUGGGGCGUCUGCUCUGUCCAUAGUUCUGCGCAAGUUUGGGUUCUUUUAGUGAUACCAAAAAAAAACGAUACCUCAAAGAUCGAUACCGAUUUUGAAUCUCGACUGAUGUUCGGACACGCCCAUUUCAUUGAUAAAUAAUACAAAUUGUAAAUAAAAUCAAUUUGAAUGUGUAAUUGUGGUGUAUUUAAUUUUUUGAUAGAAUUUUUUGUGUCAAAAAUGAAUAAAAAAAUAAAUAAUAUAUCAAUUUUUAGCGAAAUUUACACUAAACGGACCCAAAAAUUGUAAAUUUAAAUGCAGCGUUGAAUAAAAGAUUAGGGUUAAGUGAACUUAGUGUAAACAAAAAAAAAUAGAAUUUCGACAAAAUGUCGGUUGACAGACAACCGGCAUGUUUUUUUAAAGAAUAUAAUAAUUUAAAAUUGGUUAUUAAUU